Linum tenue is the source of this 344-nucleotide messenger RNA. The record is from the annotation of a GenBank genome assembly. Lineage: Eukaryota; Viridiplantae; Streptophyta; Magnoliopsida; Malpighiales; Linaceae.
GGAGAACGAAUGCCGGAGGGAGGAAGGGGUGAAGCACAAGACUUGGUAGAGGAGGAGACAGACCCGCAAAAAGCCACCACCAUUUUCUUGGUUCGUCGCUUGAGCUUCGAAGUUCUGAAAUAGGUGCUUCUGAAGAUGAACGUGAAGGUCCAAAGCAUAGUCGUUACAUGUAUCGAGAUUAUGAGAUCGUUUCUCUCAUUGCAAUCCGUGCAAGCAGAAUAGUAUGGGUCUUCUAUGUACCUCUUGAACCACCUCCAAGAUACGUAAGACUUUUUUAUCAGGUUAUGGAUCGAACUACUUUUACAAAUUUUCACAUUUCCAUUUACCGAGACAAAUCGCAGUGG